UGACGUCAUUCGCUUGCGCCUCUCCUCUGGAGUCUUCUCGAAAGAGAUCAUUAAAGUCACCGUUCUGAGCAGUGUGUUUCGCUAGGUUGUCAGUGUUCUACAGAGGUCACGAUGCCCCGUGGUGGCCGCAGCGUUCCGUCCAGAUCAGCCCCAAGCCAUGCCCCCUCUCAUGCCCCAGCACCACCAGCAACAUCUGCAGUUUCUUCAGCGCCUGCUCCAUCCCAGGGUCCUGGUCUGAUGGCCCAAAUGGCUACUACAGCUGCAGGGGUGGCUGUGGGUUCAGCAGUAGGACAAGUCCUUGGAGGGGCCCUCACUGGAGCAUUCAGCGGUGGAAGCUCAGAGCCAGCCAAGCCAGCAGCAGUGCAGGAUGCCCCAAGAGCCCCUGCAUUCUCCCAGCAGCCUCAGUCUCCCUAUGGACCUUGUCACUAUGAGAUUAAACAGUUUUUGGACUGUGCAACAAACCAGAGUGACUUAACUUUGUGCGAGGGAUUCAGUGAGGCACUGAAGCAAUGCAAAUACAAUCAUGGUGUCUCCUCCAUUCUGUGACAUUGGUCAGCGCGGGUUUUCAGAUUCACUAGUCAGAAAUGUACCCACAAGAUAUCUCAGGUUCCUACUGGCCACAGGACUGGACACACAACUUUAUUUGCACCUGUGCAGCUGUUAUACAGUUAGAUUAAUAAAUGUAGAUAUAUUUUAAUUAUACACUGAGUUCCAUUGGUCCUUUAAAUUAAUGCUAGAAAUAUUUUAAAAAAAUGUUUAAAUAAUAAAGAAAAUGCUACAUUUUGUUAGCAA
Messenger RNA from Bombina bombina (fire-bellied toad), 792 nucleotides. It is a transcript of the gene CHCHD10, whose product is annotated as coiled-coil-helix-coiled-coil-helix domain containing 10. The record is from RefSeq and is a predicted model, not a curated record. Gene Ontology annotation, biological process: mitochondrion organization. The transcript has 4 exons. The coding region runs from base 112 to 546 and encodes 144 amino acids. Gene Ontology annotation, cellular component: mitochondrion; nucleus. NCBI's taxonomy places the organism in Eukaryota, Metazoa, Chordata, Amphibia, Anura, Bombinatoridae.